Molecule: messenger RNA, 720 nt
Organism: Seminavis robusta
Lineage: Eukaryota; Bacillariophyta; Bacillariophyceae; Naviculales; Naviculaceae
Source: the annotation of a GenBank genome assembly
CAAGCAUGUCUGCCGACAAGCGAUGCUUGGUGCUUCGAAAGUCGUAACCCAAGAAAGAACAGUAGGAAACAGUUGCAACAUGAUGGCCAAUCUCACUCAUACGUAGCAAACUUUCAACAAACACAACACCAAGUCAAUCAACUAACUCUAGGAAUGUACUUUUGGCAAGUGUUGCAGACUUCGCCACAGUCGUCACGUUUUGCGAAGGAGCAGGGCACGGAGGCACCCCUCCCUCCGGCAGUGAUUCGAUGGGAAACACUUGGCGGUGAACAAAAACUUCGUGACUAUCUGCAGGGGGGACAUGGCACAGGAUCGCCUGGAAGUGGUGACGACAAUCAAGAAACGCAAGAACAAGAAGUUGGCAGUAACUCCUCUCGAACGUCCAAGGUUGAGCUCCAAGGUGGUUUUCGUUCCAAGAUGACCAAGCGUGAUACGAGACCAGCAGAUCAUCGUAAGAGAGCUGAAAUAUUUCGGGCGGCGCCAUCAACUCUUCCGCAGAUAGAACUGCCCUGCGAAUGGAUCGAUACGGACGGUGCCGACGAUGCAUCAGCUUGGCACGCCAUGUGACUGUGGCGGGUCCUCGUCGGGGUGGAAGAGCCAGGUCGAGGCAAAAAAGGGACGUUCUGCCAGUACCAUUGAUAUGUAGCUAGCUGGCUAGCUGGGGCAAAUUGGCUAAAAGGUGCUGGAUGACUAAAUCAUUGCUACCGGUAUACAUGUGUC